Molecule: messenger RNA, 1999 nt
Organism: Python bivittatus (Burmese python)
Lineage: Eukaryota; Metazoa; Chordata; Lepidosauria; Squamata; Pythonidae
Product: glutathione S-transferase 3-like
Biological process (GO): glutathione metabolic process; xenobiotic metabolic process
Molecular function (GO): glutathione transferase activity
Source: RefSeq, a predicted model, not a curated record
CCCAUCUGCGGAGGAGGAGGAGGAGGCGGCGGCGCUGUGCGGGCUCAGAAGGAGUCUGGCGAGAGCGGGUUCCUCCCGAAGGCUGCGCGGAAGCGAGGACGAGGCUCGGCGAGGUCGGGACUGUCUUUCCUUCCAAACUCCCAGGGGGAUUUUGAAGGCUUGGGAAGGGACCGAGAGGUGCUAUUCUUCUUAGAGAGGAGAUCAAGAAAUCAUGGCCGAGAAGCCUAAACUGUAUUACUUUAAUGGACGAGGCCGAAUGGAACAGAUACGAUGGUUAUUAGCAGCUGCUGGCGUGGAGUUUGAAGAGGAAUUUUUGGAGACAAGAGAGCAAUAUGAGAAUCUGCUUCAAGAUGGCUCCCUCCUGUUUCAGCAAACGCCCAUGGUGGAAAUUGACGGGAUGAAGUUGGUGCAGACACGAGCCAUCCUCCGUUACAUUGCCACGAAGUACAACUUGUAUGGGAAGGACCUGAAGGAGAGAGCAUUAAUUGACAUGUAUGUGGAAGGAACAAUAGACCUGUCUCUCUUUAUUUUGCCAUUCCCUUUCUUGUCACCAGAGGAUAAAGAGCGCCAACUUGCUACAAUCAAAGACAAAGCAACAAAAAGAUAUUUUCCAGUUUAUGAAAAAGUGCUGAAGGAUCAUGGACAAGACUUCCUUGUUGGCAAUCAGUUCAGCUUGGCAGACGUACACCUCUUUGAAACUAUCUUAAUGGUAGAGGAAAAGUCUUCCACUAUCCUGAAUGAAUUUCCUCAGUUGCAGGCUUUUAAAACAAGGAUCAGUCAGAUUCCCACAAUUAAGAAGUUUCUGGAACCAGGAAGCCAGAGGAAACCUGUCCCUGAUGAUAAAUAUGUGGAGACCGUGAGAAGAGUUCUCCAGAUGUACCAUCAGUUGAAGGCACAUGCAUGAAAGUCCAUAAAGUUGUUCUGGUGAUUUCACACAACUACAAGCGCUGAUACGCCUAAUACAAAACCCAUCCUUUCACAUUAGAGACAAGAGUACCAUGUAACCUUUGCAAACUGGAGUAUGGACUGUGAAAACAGGCUUCUUAUAUAGAUGCUAGUGAUAGCUGUAGCAAAGAAAGAGCAUAAUGAGGGGGAUUUGAAAAAAGCAUUUUUACUGAUUAAGGUCAACAUUCACCAAGAGAACAAUAUUUUAAAGAAGGGGUACUAAAUUCCAGGCCACCUGUGACUUCUAAUCUUUUUUCGGUGACUUGAUAGCCUCCCUGAAAUUAUACUGUUGAGAUUUAGUGACCAAUUUCCAAAACUUGAGCUCACAAGUUUUGGUAGAAAACAAAAUGUAGGUUGGACAAAAAAGUUAAUUCUCCUAAUAACUAAACCAAAGAUACAAUCCUCUUGAAGAAAUUCUGCCCUACUGUUCGGCAUAAUGCCAUGGCAUUAUUACCCAGGCCACUGCAGCCUUCAACUAACAACCCCCCCACCUUUUUUUUUUUUUUUUUGGUAAAAUGUGGCCUGGCUACCAAAAAUUGCCUGCUGAUUUUAAAGAGUAUUAUGAAUUGUUAUCGCAUUGUGUGAAGCAAUAUUUUUUUUUAGUAGUCCAAUCAAAUAAAGCUUAGCAAGAAAUAGAAAGAACCAUUUUCUAUCUAGCAAUGUAUUUUUUCAACAUAAGGUUUUUGUUGUAAAACCUUCUUUUUUCCUUCUGCUUUGUUUCUGUUGUAUCAAACCAUAGUGUAGUUCCUUGGUUUUGGUUCAGAGUGCUUUGCAAAUUCAGCCAUUGUGGCAUAUUCAACAAACCAUGACUUAGCACAAUGUUAAAUAUAACAUAAGAAAUAAUGCUCAAAUUAAAUAUGCUUAGGAUUGAAACAUUUAUGUCCAGAUUUCCAUAGUAUUUUAUCAAUCUCCUAAAAUGCAUAUACAUAUGUCAGUAUUAUAUUAAGUUUACAUUUACUUUGUGAUAUUCAUUAGUAUAGUAUCUACUUUUCUUGUAUUGACCUGUUGCUACCAUACUUUGGAAAUUUUUUCUGUUCCUAGUAAAUUGUUUUUC